UUCCGACCCAGUGAAAAUAGGUUAAGUUAAGAAAAAUAAAGUGCGUGCUGCAUGAACUUAAAUUUGUUGUGUUUAAAACAUAACAAUGCGGCUAUGUAGCAAAACUAAUACGUGAAUUACGACCUAACACUAGUUCCUCCAGCUUAAAGAAUUAAAUCAAUAUGAGUCUUGUGCAAAGUCUACAACUUACCAAGAUAUCAAUCUUGCAUUGUAGUAAAUACUACUGGUGCAACAGCGUAUUGCGAACAAAAUAUAAAUUAAAUUUUCCUUGUAGUCAAAGAACUUUGAGUACCUCUACACAAAGUUGUGCUAGUAUCAAAGUUGGAGAAGAUGCUAAAUUUCUUACAACAAAUAAUAAUGAGUCACUAAUAUCUAAGGUCCUUAAGAAAAUCCCUUUUAUAAAUCUUCAAAGGCAUAAACUUGGUGUGUCUGGUUACUUAUUAUAUGAAUCUGUAGCAGAUAAUAUUAAUUAUAAUGAAUUCUUUGACGAGUUUGCCUUGCCCGACACGUUUUACUCUUGGUUUGUGAUUACCGAGAUUCAUGUAUGGAUGCUGAUGGUGCGAUGUAUGGCAGAGGGCGAAGAUGGACGCGUUAUGAGGAACUCGGUUGUGCAAGCCAUGUGGGCGGACGUCGCAUUGCGGGCAAAAAAACUGGGAGCUCACAAUCCAUCCGGAGUUCGAGAACAAAUACGGCAACUCUCCGAGCAGUUCCAAGCUGCUUUAAUUGCAUACGAUGAAGGUCUUCAAAGCGACGAUAUUACUCUUGCUGGCGCGAUUUGGAGAAGACUCUACCAGCAGCAGGAAGCCAAUCCAGAGCAUCUGGAUUGUAUGGUGAAAUACAUUAGAAAACAAGUUAGAUAUUUGGACAACAUUUCACAUGAUGAAUUGUUCUCGCAAAAGAAAAUCAACUGGGAGGCACUUCAGAAAAAGUAGUAAUGUACAUAUUAGCGAUUGAAUGAAUUUGUGAUUAUAACGCGGUAUUCGGCGCUUCCAUACCAAAUUGGCUAUCAGACCGAAUAUCGGGUAGUAAGUCAAGUCCUGACGAAUACAGGAUCAUUAAAAUAAACAGGUCUCACAAUA
This is a messenger RNA of Dalotia coriaria, 1079 nucleotides long. It is a transcript of the gene Uqcc1, whose product is annotated as Ubiquinol-cytochrome c reductase complex assembly factor 1. NCBI's taxonomy places the organism in Eukaryota, Metazoa, Arthropoda, Insecta, Coleoptera, Staphylinidae. Gene Ontology annotation, cellular component: mitochondrion. Gene Ontology annotation, biological process: mitochondrial respiratory chain complex III assembly. Bases 162 to 932 code for a protein of 256 amino acids. The transcript is spliced from 4 exons. The record is from RefSeq and is a predicted model, not a curated record.